Platichthys flesus (European flounder) is the source of this 10768-nucleotide messenger RNA. It is a transcript of the gene crybg1a, whose product is annotated as crystallin beta-gamma domain containing 1a. NCBI's taxonomy places the organism in Eukaryota, Metazoa, Chordata, Actinopteri, Pleuronectiformes, Pleuronectidae. The transcript has 23 exons. The coding region runs from base 53 to 10078 and encodes 3341 amino acids. The record is from RefSeq and is a predicted model, not a curated record.
CGGACUCCACUCCUCUCCUCUCCUCUCCUCAUGGUCCUCUGCUCCACACACCAUGAGUAAGUCCAGCUCGCUCAAAGUCAAGAAUCUGUUCAAGUUGAAGUCACCUGAGAAGGAGAACAAGGAGCUCAAGCGGUCGGCGACCCUCAGAGAUGGAGCUGCCGCAGGCCACAAAGACAUGUCCGGGACGGUACCCACCAGCCCCGGUCCCCUCAGCCCGGGAGACGGCGUCACGCCGCCCGAGGAAGGGUCGCCCGUUUCCCCGAAAGAGAAGAAGAAACGACGGCUGCUGUCGUUCAGGCUGAAACGGAAGAAAUCCAAGAGCAAAACGGAGGAGGGGGACGUGUUUUUCCCUGAGACGGAUGAACUGGACAGUUUCCGCCGACCCAUGAGCUUCGACCAGAUGAGCGUUUCCACAGAGUGCAGUUUCCGCACUGAGUCGGACUGGGACCCUCAGUUUGAUUCCACCUCCAUGAUCAGCUUCGACAUGACUCAGCCAAACAGCCAGUUUUCACCCUCCAAGUUGUUCAAGAAUUCGGAGGAGAAGCGAGGAGUGUUGGAUCGCCUCAGCAGCUUCUUCAACUCCAAGAGAAAGAAGAGCGGUAGCAGGCACAAUUCAGAUGCCUCCAGUGAUGCACGCUCCCCAGUAUCCCCCUUGUCUCCACGUUCUACGCAGUCUGAGGAUGAGGAGGAUGGGCAAAAGACGCCUACCCCUUCUCGAAAAGCUGACGAGCUGACCCUGUAUGAUGAGGCCAAGACGGGAGCAGAGCAGGGCAAUGACCGCAGCCAGUGCUCCAGUCCCGGUGCCUUGAGCACAGUUUCUCUGUUGACAGAUGACGCAGAUCUCCCAUUCGCUGACAGUAACAGCAGCGGCCGCGGCAGUGUGAGGGAGACAAAUGUGUGCAGGAUCAGCACAGCCAGCGGUGAAAGGAAUUCUGGGAAUGUGACUCCCGCCACUCGGAAACUUGCUACUACCACCCUUCCAAAUGCUGAUUCAGGCACAGAAAUAGGGUUUGCAGAGUCAGUGGUGGAGGAAGUAAACAAGAAGCUGCAGGUUAAUUUAGAAGAACGCAUCCAGACAAAUGCAAAAGCUUCCACCAAGGACGGUAAAGUUAGAUCGACCACUCCGAUGCCGUUUAAAACCCCAGUUCUCAAAACAGCUGAGGGUCCAAUGUCGCCUAAUUUAACUUCUAUCAGUUUAGCAUCAAAGAAAAGCUCUGUGAAGGUUGGAGAGAGGGGGCACAGCACUGCGCUAACAGGAAUACGAUUAGGCUCUCAGUCUUCCACCUCAAAGGAGGAAGGAGAAUCCGUAGACAAAGGGAAGGAAAAGUCCAGAGACAGGAGGAGAGGUCAGGUAUUUUCUGAAUCUACAACUAUGGAAUGGGACCCUUCAUGUGAGAGCGGGGAAAUGGCCGGAAGGGAUUCUCCUGUCCGAUUCCACAAAGCCAUCUGGGUUGAAACACACAUGGGCGAGGAGGAGGUAGUGGUGAGGGAGGGGGAGAAAGAGAGGGAUGCAAUGACAGAAAGGGAGGAGCGCUUCAGAGCAGACUCACCCCCUGUCUUUGCCAUACCUGUCACGGUAAUACCUGAGGACGAUUCCAUCUCUCAGGACGCUGCAGACGGCCCCUCAGAGACGUUGCCGCCCAGUGGCAGCCUGCCAGAACCUACCAUCUCCUCGAGAGGGGAGUUCCAAACAAGCUCGCCGCCGCCAGAGGAGCCUGACGCCGGCACGGACUCAGGGAAAGGUUCCCUUCCAGAGAGGCGCAAGUCACGAGAGGCUCGCAUCACACGCAAGACUGUGAAUCUGCCUUCAAAGCACAAGGUUCUUGCUGAGCAGGUGUGCAUUAGCCAAGAGCCGGGUUUGGAGGAGAACGAACCGACGGGAGAGGAGUGCAGCAGAAGUUCAGCUUCUAAGGGUUCGGAUACAACAGAAGUCCAACUAGUGCCAAGUCUCCAAAACAACGACCAUGCUGAACUCAAGGACACCGACCUAGAGCCAUUCACGACAACAGAUGAGACGGCCCUCGCUGACAGAAACACUCCUGAACUUCAAGGUGAAGAAGAAGCAGACUCUGAGUCCUCCAACAUUGAUGACACCUCUGCUCCCUCAGACAUGUACAAACCAAAGUCCCAACCCUCCGUGUCUGGGAUAAGAGGCAAAGAGACAAAUCAGGCUACACCCUCUAAACGAGGGCCUAAAGCAGCGACAGAAAGUCGACAUACCCCAGCAAGUGGAGCAAAGACCCCAUCCUCUGUAGCCGGAAGCAAGACCAAAAAUGUCACAACAAAGGCCAAGAGCUCCGCAGAGGCAACAAAAGUGGGAACUCCCAGUGAUAUUCCACUACCGAGGGAGCACAGCAGUGAGAAAACGGCUUCUAUGUUACCAACAUUAAAAGACCAAAGCACUAACGGUUCCUCAAGCGCAGAGACUUCAAAGUCCAAAAUCCCCAAAAGGUCAUCAUCAGACGCUGAUUCGAAAUCACCAGCGACAUCAGUGGCCGACGCCUCAGUGUUUACCUCCAAACUACAAAAGCAACCUCGAACCAAAGAAUCUCUAAAAUCUUCCAUCAGUCCAAACAAAGCUGGCAGGAAACCAAGUUUUGAGGAAGCUACGGUAGGGAAAUCUGAGGCGAGGGACAUUUCUCCAACAAAAAAUACCCACAAGACAGGAACAAAGAUUAUUAAAGAGAAGUCGGAGGAGGACGUUAACCUGGUAAAUGGCGUGGCGAGAGACUAUAGCGAGAGAAGUGAAAGCCUGGAUGUUAAAAAACAGCCGCAGAACCAUCUGGAAAAUAGCGCCUCCUUGUCAUCAAAGAGCCGGUUACCCAUCACAUCUCCAACAAGAAAGAAUAAUGAUGAUGUAACGCAAACCGCCGCCACCGGCCACAAAAAGAAUUCAUCCGGUCAGACGGACUCAGACAGACGAAAGAAGAGCUCAGACAAACAGGAAGUACCUGAUGGAGAGAGAGCUGGGACUGACACACCUUCACCUCGACCUGAAAGUCCCACUAAAGGAGGCCCGUCAUCAACAAGACCAUUCAAACAACUUUCUAAAAGAAGGAUCAGCCAUGAAGAGGAAGACACACCAACCUCUCAUGACUCUCCUCCGCCCACAUCAAGGUUUUCCAAACAAAGCGAAAACAUGAAACAACACAAGAGUCUACAUAAGGAUUCAGCUGAUCCCCUCCUAUCGGGGAGCAAACUUCCUACGCUGGGUCUGAAAGGCUCCAACAAAAUAAAAGUCGGGAAAACUCAAGAUUCCCAAGAGAAAGGAUCUGACAGUGUGUUAGCAGAGAAGGACGGUACCAGUGAUGACAGAUUUAAAUUUGAGAGUGUGCCUACAGAAGAGGAAGAACAUGUAAAACCCUCAGACACACAGUCUAGUACCUUUGCGUUCAGAAUGAAAGGAACAGAGACAAGCGAAUUAGAAAGUGCUGCAAUCAAAGAGUUUUCAGAAAUCCAGCCAAUACAAAAGAAUGAUGCGCUUACCACAGCAAACGCUCAGGUGGACGUAACACCAGAAACAGAAGUAGUAUCUACGUUGUUGUCUAGCAGUGAGGCCGUCAAAGUAAUUCCUACUCAAUUACCAGUCACUGAUGUAAACAACGCUGAGGCAGAUAACAAGGAAAGACAGCAAGUAAAAAUUGAGCAUUCAGCUGAAAAUGCAUCUCACAUACAAAGUGAUAACACCACAAACGAAAAGCAAACUCAGCAAUCACUGGAAAGAUCUCAGGGAGAAGUAGACAAAUUAGAGACAACCAAGGUACUAAGUAACGUGACACCAGAUUUAAUUCAGGAGAAAGAGCCAGGGCCUGCUGUGGUGGCCCAGGACACAAUACCAGCUCAUGAGCAUGUAACUGAUACGUCAGGUGAACCUGUUGUGGGUGACAGCAAACACUGUGACAUAAUGACCCACUCUGAUGGGGAUGGUGUUUCUCUUAAAGCGAUAGCUGAUCCCCCAAAUAGUCUUUCUUCUGAAUCGGCCUUGAAAGAUGCUGAGCCAAAGGAUGCUGUUGGUGAUGCUGACCUGCAAAAUACAGAGCAGCAAAAGGAAAACAAGUUAUUUAAGGAUCAAACCACAAAUGUCAUUCUUGAAAUUGGCGGACCACGAUCCACAUUAGACAGAGAGUCAGUGAAAAAUGUCGAGGUGGAGGGGAAAAGUAAAGAGAAGCUUGGCAAGAAAACACCCAAGGCUUCGGACAUUCAAACAGAGGCUGUGACUGUUUGUGAAUUACCCGAGAAUGUUGAAAAUAAGCCGGACAAAGAGCCUCUUUUACUGGCAGAACAAUUUGAAAGACAGAAGAAAGUCUCUAAACUGAAAGACGCAGCAGUGGAAAGCACUGACUCACAGAGCAGUCACAAUGAGGAGCUCAAGGGCAGUGUCAUCAGGGACGAAACAGAUUUUACAAAACCAGAGAAGCCAUAUGAUCUAUCAUCAGAGCCCGACUCAAAGGAGGGACAACAGGUAGUUACAGAUACCCUGGAAGAGAAGAGGUCAGAGGCAGAGGAAGGAGGAAGUUUAAUUGUUGAAGCUACUUCCAUUUUGGUUGAUACAAAUCAUGAAAGUGGGAUCCCAAAGACAGAAAAUGCAGAGAGUGGUGGCGAGGAAACCCAGCGAGCAGAGGAGGUGAUGAUGGCAUCAACAGUGAAAACUGAAAAGGAGCCUAAACUACUUGUAACCAAAGAGGAGGCGAAGAACGACAACACAAAUGAGCAGGACAAACAUGCAAAUGAUGUUAAUGAAAGCCAAACUCCAGAAUUGAAAGUUGUAAGCACUGAAAUGCAGGAUGCUGCAGCUGAUAGAAAAGAGGAGAUUUUACCAGACGAGAUUUCAAAUAAGACUGUUGAAUCUGAAGUUGACAGUAAUACAGCAAAUGCCAUCGCUAACCUAGAAGAGAAACCGGGGGCAGAAAAAGCUCCAGAGAAGACAACAGAAAGCCAUAGUUUGGAAACAACUCCAGAACUGUCAACAGUGAGCACUAAAGAUCAGAGUGAUAAAAACUCUGAAGGAAAGCCUGAAACAAAGACUUCAUCAGUAAAAACCUUGGAGAAUGAGACUGCAGCUGGGACUGCUAACAGUGAAGUUUACAUCCAACAAGUCCAGAGGUCCAUAGUCGUUGGAGACGUUGAGGAGGUCAGUAAACCAGACAAAAUCAAACCAACAGAAUCCAAAGUUCCAAAGGUAGUUCAAGAGAACCAAGAAACAGGUACAAGUCAAGGACUUAAAUCAGUAAUCAUAAGUAGUGAAGGUACCAAAGACAAGACUGAAAUAAAGGAUUCAUCUUUUAAGUCUUUGAAUGAGACUGCUAACUUAGAAAUUUGCAACCUACCGGAGGAAGUAGGGAAAAGGAAAACAACAGAACCCAAACGUCCAACUUCCAACCAAAAACCAGAAACAGCACAAGUUCUGGAAAAGUCCAAGGGUGUAAAAGCAAACACAACUCAAGAACUUGACUCUAUAGGCACUGAUGCUAAAGAUACCAGCGACAAUACUGAAAGCAAGGACUCCGCAGUAAAGAAUUUAAAUGCUAAAGUUAGCAACCAACAGGAACCAGAAGCAGUAAUAACAGAGAAGGGAUCAGAAACUAAAAUUAAAGAACGGGAGGUAGAAAGCAAGAAAACUCAGCGUACUGAGGAAGCACAAGAAAAGACUGAAACAAAUACUUCAUCAGUAAAGACUUUGGAGAAUGACACUGCAGCUGUUACCGCUAACAGUGAAGUUUACAUUCAACAAGUCCAGAGGUCCAUAGUAGUUGGAGACGUUACGGACGUCAGUAAACCAGACAAAAUCAAACCAAUGGAAUCCAAAGUUCCAAAGGUAGAUCAGGAACCAGAGGGAACUAAAGUUCAAGAGAACCAAGAAACAGGUAUAAGUCAAGGACUCAAAUCAGUAAGCAUUAUUAGUGAAGGUACCAAAGACCAGACUGAAAUAAAGGAUUCAUCUUUAAAGCCUUUGAAUGAGACUGCUAACUUAGAAAUGUUCAAACUACCGGUAGAAACAGAGAAAAGGAAAACAACAGAACCCAAACGUCCAACUUCCAACCAAAAACCAGAAAAAGCACAAGUUUUGGAAAAGACCAAGGGUGUAAAAAUGGACACAACUCAAGAACCUAACUCUAUAAGCACUGUUGCUAAAGAUACCAAAGACAUUACUGGAACCAAGGACUCAUCAGUAAAGAGUUUAAAUGCUAAGGUUAGCAACCAACAGGAACCAGAAACAGUAGGAGCAGAAAAGAGAUCAGAAGUUCAAAUUCAAGAACGGGAGGUAGGAAGCAAGAAAACUCAGCGUGCUGAGGACGCACAAGAAAAGACUGAAACAAAGGAUCGCUCACCUAAGAGUUUGGUGGAAGAGGCUGUAAACAUUGACGUUGACUCUGAAGUUAGAAGCCAAGAAGACCAGAAGCCCUCAGUUGAACAUGUGGAGAUAAAGAAACCAGAGAAAAACAUGGAUCACUCCACAGACUCCAACGCUCCACAUGGAAGUCAAGAACAGGAACCAAAGACUCUGACCAAAGUACCAACAGAGUCAGCAUCGAAUGUUGUCACAGUCGUUAGUAAGAGUGACAAGAUACAGGAACAGAAAAGCCUCAUUAAAGAACGUCUUCAAGAUGAAAAUGAAGUGGUGAAGACAGAGGAUAAGCUGAAAAACACAGCAAAGAUAGAUGUCAAGCAAAAGGCAGAACCCAUUUUAGUAAAAGAUGCAGCUAGCAAAACAGUUAAUGGAAAAGAAAAGGAUAAGUCCAACUUUGUCUCAGAUAAAAUACUCAUUAAUACUGAGGCCAAGAAGAAUGAUGAAGGAAUUAAAGAAAAGAUAAAAACAGCUAGUGGUUUGAAACAGGAAUUACAGGUUUUCAACGGUAGUUCGUCAAAAACUUCAUCUCAAAGUCAUCAGAUAAAGACUGAAUCUCCAUCAAGCUGGUUGGAUGUGGAACAUCAACAAAAACAGAAGAAGGAAAACAAAAAACGACUAAAUGCGUCGGCCAGUGAAGAUGAAUCAACUGAGCGUGAUGAUUUUGACGAGUUUAUCAGCAGCAUUAAUAAAGGUGGAAUUCCUUUCUCGCAACCUCCAAAGAGGCACAUCCGUAGAAAGUCCCCAUCGCCACCUUUUUCCAUGCCGGCCAUUAAGGAAGAUCGUUUCGAGAGAACAUUCGAUCCUGGGCAAUUCCAGUUUGGCUUAAAGAAAAAUAGCAAAAAUUCAAGGGAUCCUUCACCAGCUAUGUUAAUAAAACAAUAUGCAGCCGACAGGGAAGGACGGACCCUGGAAAAACGUGGACAAGAAAAUGCCCUUCCUUCAACUGAAGACAAACAGAAAUCAUUUGAUGAGGUGGAAGAAAAAGAUGGAGUCAACGAGACGUCCAAAGAUGGAGCAGGAAAAGAAUUGCAAAGCAAGGAGCCUGGGAAGUUAACGUCAAGGCUUGAAAGGAUGUCGAUCCUCUCCAGCUUAAUGAACUCCUCCAGGAAAACCAAAGAGGAAACCGCCUCUGCCUCAAAUGGCUCGUUUUCUUCCAAGCAACAACAAGACCUGGCCGCUCCUGGAAGGCACGGUGUUGAAUCACCUCUGUCUGACGUAAGAGCAGAUAGGGAGGGCGUGAAGAGUGAAGAUCAAGGAUCACUUGUGAGUGGUGGUGGUAAUGGUACGUUUAACAAGUCAGCUCUUAGCUCCUCCUCUCCUCCCCUUCCAACGUUCUCCGAGAUAAAGCUGCCCGAUCAUUUUGAUAAAUACCUCAAGAAGAACAAACAGGAACCUGAGGCUUCCCAGGGCUCCACACAAAUGACUAAAACGCAACCGAAUCCUGAGGGGGGUGCUGAUAUGGACAAGGCCUUGAUAUCAGGAGCUCCUAAUUUGGAUUUGGCCCUGAAGGGCCCCGCUGCACUGUCUCCAACCUCCAACUUCAGCCAGCAGACUUCACAAAAUACACUUCCAAGGACUAAGGCAAAGACACCUGCAGUAAGAGGAAUCCACAAAAGACCUGGAAAGAUUGUCAUACACGAACAAGCUCAGUUUGGAGGUGAAGCAAAGGAGUUCUUCUGUGAUGUGGAAGAUGCCACCACGAUGAAGCUGUCCUCUGUCAUCUCAGUCAGAGUCAUCAGAGGAUGCUGGCUUCUCUAUGAGAAACCCGGCUUCAAGGGCCGUGUCAUAGCGCUUGAGGAAGGUCCAUCAGAGCACAUAGUGAAUAUAUGGGCGGAUCAGGACACUCCAACGACACUGGACCAGAAUGGUGAACCUGUUCCAACUGCACCCAUGGUCAUAGGUUCUCUCCGACUGGCAGUGAGAGACUACAGCAUGGCCCGGAUUGACCUGUUUACAGAGGUUGAUGGGAGGGGGAGGAUUUCAUCUUACUGUGAUGAUGCUGUAGAGAUCGGCUCCUAUGCGAUGCCUCAGACCACUGGCUCCAUCAAGGUCCAUUCUGGAGUCUGGCUGGUGUAUACCGAUCCAGGGUUUGGAGGUUUUGUAGGAGUGCUGGAGGUGGGCGAGUACCCCUGCCCAGAGGGCUGGGGUUUCUCUGAGCCCUUCAUCGGCUCGCUCAGACCCCUCCGAAUGGGAGCAAUAAGGGUGGAGCAUCCGCAUGCUGUCAAGGCUUUAGUUUUUGAGAAACCAAACUUCGAUGGAGAGUGCAUAGAAGUGGACGGUGAUGUGUACAAUUUGCAAGAAGCAGAAGAGGAGGAAUCAGACAAACAUGAUGAGAAUAAGAAAACAUUGCCUUCAGUGGGUUCUGUAAAGAUACUCGGUGGCCUCUGGGUGGGCUAUUUGGAGGCCGACUUUGAGGGUCAGCAGUACAUCCUUGAGGAAGGGGAAUAUCCUCACUGCAGUGACUGGGGAGGAUCUGAGGACGGGAUCCAGUCCCUUCGGCCUGCGUGCAAAGAUUUCCAGUCUCCACAUGUUAAACUCUUUAGCGAGCCGAACUUUGAUCAGCUGGGGCUCCAUGCCGACCUCCUGGGUCCCAUCCUCAACAUGGAGGACAUCAGCCAUGGAAUUAGGACCCAGUCCAUCGACGUCAUGGGUGGAGUAUGGGUGGCAUUUGAGAAUCCUGGAUUCAGUGGAGAGCUCUACGUGCUGGAGAAAGGCCUGUAUGCCUGCCCGGAUGACUGGGGAGCCCAGAACUUCAAGAUCUCAUCGAUACAGCCAGUCUUCAGUGAGAUGGGAUCGUCAAAAUACAAGGUGCAGCUCUACUCUGAGCCAGACUUUCAGGGAACCAUGGUGGCUCUGGAGGAGAACACAGAAGCUCUGGAUGACAACUUCAUGCCCAGGUCCUGUAAGGUGGUGGUUGGCAGCUGGGUGGCCUAUGAAGGAGCCCGGUUCACAGAGAACAUGUACGUGCUGGAGGAGGGAGACUAUCCCGACCCCGAGGCCAUGGGCUUCAUGUCCUCAGAUUCUACCAUCCGCUCCAUACACACCUCUGGACAUGCGCCGUCUCUGCCCUCCAUCUCCAUGUUCAGUAAGGUCGGCUGCAGAGGUCGCAGGGUGGGGUUAUGUAAUGGAAUUGUAAAUCUGCUGCAGGCGGGCCUGGACACACGCAUACGCUCCCUGGUGGUGGAGGGAGGAAUGUGGGUGUUGUAUGAAAGAAGUAACUACCGUGGUCGACAGCUGCUUCUUCAGCCAGGUGAAGUGACUGACUUGUGCAAGUUAAGCAACUUGCAGCAAAUAGGAUCCCUGCGUCCUUUACACCAGAAGCAGAUGUGCUUCUGCCUGCGGAACAGGGAGACAGGAUGUAUAAUGUCCCUGACAGGAACUUUGGAUGACAUUAAGCUGAUGAGGGUUCAGGCUGUGGAGGAGACGGGAGGAGUCGAGCAGGUCUGGCUCUAUCGGGACGGUCGCCUCACUUGCAAGCUGGUCGAGGACUGUUUCCUGGAGACCUCAGGCAGUUUGGUGAUGGCCGGGAGUCGGCUUUGUGUUUCUCCGGAGCGCGGCAAGGACAACCAGCUGUGGAACAUUACACCCGACGGCCUGGUGCGCUUCCACCUCAAACCUGAACUGGUCCUGGAGGUCAAAGGUGGUCAACAAUAUGACAAGAACCAGUUGAUCCUCAACACGUUUGAUGAGAGAAAGCUGAGCCAAAGAUGGACCCUGGAGAUGCUGUGAGAAGAGAGGCUCUGUGCUGCAGCUGCAUCACAGGGGAACUGAGCCGUGUAAUGCAGCAGCAGGGUGGGACCUCCUCUUAUUGGGGAGUGCAACCUUUGACUGGACCAAUGUUCUAAUAUUAUUAACUUUGAAAAAAACAACAUGCACUCAUGAAGCAGCGGAUGAAAUAGUUUCCUCUUUUUCAGAAUGAAUGUGUAAAUAAAACGUUGCUCAUUUUUGGCCUCUUGAUUUUAAACACUGUACAAUUACCAAAGACUUCAUCAUGGCCUCUGUGAUUGAACUGCAUGGAGUGAAAACUCAGCCCUGUUCCAAUGCUGCAAACCUGUCUUUACUCCACGGUACCUUUCUACUACAUGGUUUCUCUGGUCUUAUCAUGGACAACUCUGAAUGUAUGCUUCACACUGAUGGCUGCUAUAUGAAGCCGACGUGCCUACGCUCCAUUUGUCUUCUUUUUGUAAUAAUUGUGGAUCAAAGAAGAUCUGUUGUAAAGUUUGGAUAUAUUUUUAGGAUUUCAUAGGUUUUACACUUUUUAAACAAACUGUUCUUUACUGCUUUAGGUUGUACAUUAGCAUCAAGUGUAUAGAUUAGUUUAAAUGUGAAAGCAGAACUGCCCACUGUUAAUUGUAAAUAUGUGAAUGUAAAAGUGGAAACUGUUACACAUGAAAAUAAAAAAGUUUCUCUAUGCUCCAA